Molecule: messenger RNA, 2065 nt
Organism: Ooceraea biroi (clonal raider ant)
Lineage: Eukaryota; Metazoa; Arthropoda; Insecta; Hymenoptera; Formicidae
Gene: Idh3a
Product: isocitrate dehydrogenase [NAD] subunit alpha, mitochondrial
Biological process (GO): tricarboxylic acid cycle; isocitrate metabolic process
Cellular component (GO): mitochondrion
Molecular function (GO): magnesium ion binding; NAD binding; isocitrate dehydrogenase (NAD+) activity
Source: RefSeq, a predicted model, not a curated record
UUGGGAACCUGACGGCUGCUGCUGGUGGCCUGCUGGCUGCUGCUGCUGCUGCGCGAGCAACGAGCAGCCAGUGAAUCGCGAGGGAGUCUAGAGCACGCAUUUUUCUUCGCAUCGAUCAUCGCCGGCGAUGGCAGCCCACUGGAUUCGCACAAUCUCUCCGAAGCUUGCCGGUGCACGGCUUUACAGCAGCCAGGUACACAAAUGCACCCUCAUCCCCGGGGAUGGUAUCGGACCCGAGAUCUCCGCCGCGGUGCAGAAGAUCUUCGAUGCCGCCAAAGUACCAAUAGAAUGGGAAUCAGUUGACGUGACACCAGUGAAGGGUCCGGAUGGCAAGUUUGGCAUACCCCAGGCGGCCAUCAAUUCUGUCAAUAGGAAUAAAAUCGGGUUGAAGGGACCUCUGAUGACGCCAAUAGGGAAGGGUCACAGGUCUCUCAAUCUCGCGCUCAGAAAGGAAUUCAACUUGUACGCCAACGUGCGGCCGUGUCGGUCCUUGGAGGGCUACAAGACGCUGUACGACAAUGUCGACGUCAUUACUAUCAGAGAGAACACAGAAGGCGAGUAUUCCGGCAUAGAACACUUGAUCGUGGAUGGCGUUGUACAGUCCAUUAAGUUAAUCACGGAAGAGGCGUCUCGCAGAGUAGCUGAAUUUGCUUUCCAGUAUGCUACGGACAAUAAUAGGAAAAAGGUCACUGCUGUACAUAAAGCGAAUAUCAUGAGGAUGUCGGACGGCCUGUUUCUCAGAUGUUGUCGGGAGGCCGCACAGAAAUUCUCGUCGGUGAAGUUCGAGGAGAAGUACCUGGACACAGUCUGCCUGAACAUGGUGCAGGAUCCAAGCGAAUAUGACGUGCUCGUAAUGCCUAAUCUAUACGGCGACAUCUUGUCCGAUAUGUGCGCAGGCCUUGUCGGAGGCCUCGGUCUCACACCGAGCGGAAAUAUCGGCUUGAACGGGGCGCUAUUUGAAUCGGUACACGGUACGGCACCUGACAUCGCUGGGCAGGACAAGGCGAAUCCCACGGCGCUCCUGCUCUCCGCCGUGAUGAUGCUUAAGCACAUGGGCCUAAAUGACCACGCAAAGAUCAUCAAACAGGCGGCGUACGAUACUAUCAAGGAGGCGAAGUAUCUGACCGGUGACCUAGGUGGCACCGCAAAAUGUAGCGAGUACACUGAUGAAAUUUGCAAGAAAGUUGCAGCGCAGACCAAAUAAAAGGCAGAACAUUACAUUGUUAAUCGAGAUCUCAACUGCCAAAUACUCGUAGUCUUGUCCAUCUGUGAUGGGCGGAUGGCGGAGGAGGGCUCGUUAUUUUUUACCAUCAUCACUCUGUGCACAGUCUCAUAUGUGCGUAGCAUCAUAAUAUAAUAAUGUUUAUUUGCAAAAUGCCCUCUGCAUUUUCCAAAAUAAUUCAUAUUAUAUUAUGAUUAUAAUUAUUAUACAUUGAUAUAAUAAUUAUAAAUUAAUAUCAAAUUUUAUUUAAUGUGUGUGGUUUUACACGAUAAGACGAGCAAGAUCUAGCGAGAUGAAUAAUAGUUUGAAUUAUCGAAGUCGCGCAGUAUUAUAAAUAAAUGAAACUUCAGGAAAUUAAUUCAAUGCUCGUACUGUCACAUAAAUUCAUCCGAUCGUUGAAUAUCUCAAGCGAAUUACUCGUCAUUGUUAUUUCAGAAGUUCAUGAAAAGAAUCAUUUAAAGGUAAUUUUUACCUGAAUAAUUAAAGAAUUAUGACACGGAUAUGAAUUGUAUUUGCCAAGAUUUAUAUCCGUGUCAGUAAAAUCAAAAAUAAUUUAAAUGAUCGAAAUCGCGCAAUAGUAUAAAAUAAAUGAAACUUUCGGAAAUUAAUUAAAUUCUCGUACUGUCGCACAGAUACCUCCGAUCGUUAAAUAUCCCAAACUACUUAUUUCUCACCCUUCGUCGUGUAAUUUGAAAAAGUUCACGGAUGAAACGUUUAAAGAAAGUUGUUACACGUUAAACUGUUAAAGAACUGUGACACAAGGUGUAUCCUAUAGAGAUGAAAACUAGUUUGAGCUAUCGAAAUCACGCAGUAUUAUAAAUAAAUAAAAUUUCAGCAAAAUAA